Arvicola amphibius (Eurasian water vole) is the source of this 6834-nucleotide messenger RNA. RefSeq lists its product as uncharacterized. Gene Ontology annotation, biological process: DNA integration; virion assembly; proteolysis. The record is from RefSeq and is a predicted model, not a curated record. Gene Ontology annotation, molecular function: aspartic-type endopeptidase activity; nucleic acid binding; RNA-DNA hybrid ribonuclease activity. NCBI's taxonomy places the organism in Eukaryota, Metazoa, Chordata, Mammalia, Rodentia, Cricetidae.
AUGGGACAAUCUCUAACCACUCCCUUAAGUCUGACUCUAGGUCACUGGCGCGAUGUUCGAGCACGCGCGGACGAGAAAGGAGUUGACAUCAAGAAAAAGACAUGGCAGCUCCUUUGCACUUCUGAGUGGCCCACUUACCAUCCUUCAUGGCCAAAGGAUGGUUCUUUUAACACUGAUGCUAUUUUACAGAUAAAACAACGGGUGUUCUCCAUCGGACCCCAGGGACACCCCGACCAGAUUCCAUACGUCACCGUUUGGGAAUCCCUGGCCAGAGACCCGCCGGUUUGGGUUUCUCCUUUUAGGAAGAGCACCCCGGAUACGAGGCGGAGGAACCUGAGGAAGAAGGACCAGACAGCACCACUUCCGCCGGGGCCACCAGAAAAGACCCCUCGCCUCGCCGCCUUCGCGGCAGACGAGAACACCAGGAGACAGUCUCCCAAGCCUUCCCUCUUCGACAGGGGGGGAAAUGGCCAAUACCAAUAUUGGCCAUUUUCAGCCUCUGAUUUAUAUAACUGGAAAAACCAUAACCCGCCUUUCUCCAAGGACCCGGUUGCCCUUACGGCCUUGAUUGAGUCUAUUCUGAUUACCCAUCAGCCCACCUGGGACGAUUGCCAGCAGCUCUUGCAGGCACUCCUGACCUCGGAGGAGAAGCAACGAGUCUUUCUAGAGGCUCGCAAGAAUGUCCCGGGACCAGAUGGGGCCCCUACCCUACUCCCCAAUGAAGUAGACGCCGCUUUCCCCUUGGAUAGACCCAACUGGAACUAUGACACAGCAGCAGGUAGGGAGCGUAUCCGUCUCUACCGUCAGCUUCUCAUAGCGGGCCUUCGAGGCGCUGGACGCCGACCGACUAAUUUGGCUCAGGUGAGAGCAGUUACUCAAGGGGCAGAGGAAACUCCAGCAGCCUUCUUAGAGCGCCUUAUGGAGGCAUAUCGCAUGUACACCCCCUACGAUCCCAUGAGUCCGGAUCAAAGGGGAAAUGUCUCGAUGGCCUUCAUUUGGCAAUCGGCCCCUGAUAUCAGAAACAAGUUACAGAGGCUAGAUGACUUACGAGACCGCACUCUGCAGGACUUGUUAAAAGAAGCAGAGAGGAUCUUUAAUAAGAGAGAAACUCCAGAAGAACGGGAGGACAGGAUUAGAAAGGAAAGAGAGGAGAGGGAAGAUAAGCGGGAUAGGCGGCGUACUAGGGAGUUAACUAAGAUCUUGGUCACCGUAGUUAACCAAAAUAAGCAAGAAGCAGGGAGGCCAGAUAGGAUGGGAGACAGAAAGGCUGAAGAUAAAGACCAAUGCGCCUAUUGCAAAGAAAAAGGACAUUGGGUCAAAGAUUGCCCUAAGAGGCCCAAAAAUCCAAAGAAACAGCCAACUCAGUUGCUGGCCCUAGAUGAAGAUUAGGCCAGUCAGGGCCAGGAGCCCCCCCCCGAGCCCCGGAUAACUCUACAAGUUGGGGGGCAGCCGGUCACUUUCCUAGUAGAUACAGGAGCCCAACACUCAGUCCUGACCAAACCGACAGGGCCACUGAGUAAUCGAACAACUUGGGUCCAAGGAGCAACUGGAGGGAAGCAAUAUCGUUGGACCACUGAUAGGAAGGUGCUCCUGGCUACGGGUAAGGUAACCCAUUCAUUCCUUCAUGUACCGGACUGUCCCUACCCCCUAUUGGGGAGAGACUUGCUUACUAAGAUGAGAGCACAGAUUCAUUUCGAAAAAGGAGGGGCCAAAAUAGCUGGCCCAAAAGGGGAACCUCUCCACAUAUUAACCCUACAAUUGGAAGAUGAAUAUAAAUUAUUUGAAAAACCUGCUCCUGAAAAUAUAGAAGCCCAUUGGAUCGAAAGGUAUCCCCAGGCAUGGGCUGAAACAGGAGGCAUGGGAUUGGCAACUCAACAACCGCCACUAGUAAUAACCUUAAAGGCCACUGCUACCCCAGUCUCUAUUAAACAAUACCCCAUGUCUCAAGAAGCAUAUCAGGGGAUUAAACCACACAUCAAAAGACUCUUAGACCAGGGGAUAUUAACCCCCUGCCGAUCUCCAUGGAAUACUCCCCUGCUCCCCGUGAAAAAGCCUGGUACCGGGGAUUAUCGGCCAGUGCAAGACCUCAGGGAAGUUAAUAAACGGGUGGAAGACAUACAUCCAACAGUCCCUAAUCCUUACAAUCUGCUAAGUACCCUGCCUCCAACCCAUUCUUGGUAUACCAUUUUGGAUUUAAAAGAUGCAUUCUUUUGUCUGAGACUGAGCCCACAGAGCCAAUCCUUGUUUGCCUUUGAAUGGAGGGAUCCAGAGGAAGGGAUUUCAGGACAAUUAACAUGGACCAGGCUACCACAGGGCUUCAAGAACAGCCCAACCUUGUUCGAUGAGGCCCUCCAUCAGGACCUGGCAGCCUUUCGGAAGCACCACCCGGAUCUGAUCCUACUCCAAUACGUGGAUGACCUGCUCCUGGCAGCUACAACCAAAGAGGGCUGCACACAAGGUACUGGGGACCUCUUACAGACUUUGGGAGAAUUAGGCUAUCGAGCCUCGGCCAAAAAGGCCCAGAUUUGCAGAACUAAGGUAACUUAUUUGGGUUAUCAGUUGGAAAAUGGUCAAAGAUGGCUCACAGAAGCCAGGAAAGAGACUAUUGCCCACAUUCCCGCCCCCCCCCCCCCCCCGAAGAAUGCUAGGCAACUUCGAGAGUUUUUGGGCACUGUGGGUUUCAGUCGACUUUGGAUUCCAGGGUUCGCAGAAAUUGCGGCCCCACUGUACCCCUUGACCAAGAAUGAUGCCCCUUUUGUAUGGACUGGGGACCACCAACAAGCAUUUGAGACCAUUAAGAGAUCCCUGCUGUCUGCCCCAGCCCUAGGGCUACCGGACAUUACAAAACCCUUUGAAUUAUUCAUAGAUGAGAAGCAGGGAUUUGCUAAAGGGGUCCUCACACAAAAAUUAGGACCCUGGAGGAGGCCCAUAGCCUACCUCUCUAAGAAAUUGGACCCGGUGGCAUCUGGAUGGCCCCCAUGCUUAAGAAUGAUUGCUGCCGUAGCCGUGCUCAUAAAGGAUGCUGGAAAGCUGACAAUGGGACAGCCCCUCAUCAUCUUGGCUCCCCAUGCAGUUGAAUCACUCAUUCGCCAGCCACCAAACCGUUGGCUAUCCAACUCUCGAAUGACUCAUUACCAGUCCCUCCUGCUAGAUACAGACAGGGUGCAAUUUGGCCCAGCAGUCACCCUGAACCCCGCCACACUGUUGCCUGCUCCUGAAGGGGAAACCCCACAUAACUGCCAACAAAUCCUUGCGGAAACACACGGAACCAGACCUGACCUGACAGAUCAACCCCUAAAAAGGGCUGACUUGACUUGGUAUACCGAUGGAAGCAGUUAUCUACUUAAUGGAGAAAGAAAAUCUGGAGCAGCAGUUGUGGACGGGAAACAGGUAAUUUGGGCCAGCGCCCUACCACCUGGAACUUCGGCUCAAGGAGCAGAACUCAUCGCGCUCACACAAGCCCUACAGCUGGCAGAAGGUAAGACACUCAAUGUCUAUACUGACAGUCGUUACGCUUUUGCCACCGCCCAUGUUCAUGGAGAAAUAUACCGCAGGCAGGGUCUUUUAACUUCAGAGGGAAAAGACAUUAAAAACAAGGCUGAAAUUUUGGCCCUGCUCAAAGCCCUGUUCCUCCCUAAGAAAUUGAGCAUCAUACAUUGUCCAGGGCACCAGAAAGGAGAGACUGAAAUAGCCAAGGGGAACCGCAUGGCUGAUGAAACAGCUAAACAGGCGGCUCUGGGCCCCCAACUCUUAUUAGCAACCUUAUUAACAGAUCAGGAGAAUCCAAAGAAAGACCUGGACUUCCUUGAUUACACAGAGAAAGAUUUAGACAUUGUUCAAAGAUUGGGGGCAGAUUAUGACCAUGAAAGGCAACGAUGGAUAUUUCAAGGAAAGACUGUAAUGCCUAUGCAUGUAGCAAAAGAACUUGUUUCCUACUUGCAUAAAUUGACUCACCUGAGUCCUAAGAAGAUGAAUAGGCUGCUUGGUAGACAGGAGAUGGGCAGCUAUAUACCUAAGAAAGAAACUUUGAUACAGCAAAUCACCAGUACCUGUAAAGCCUGUGCCCAGAUAAACGCUGGCAAAACGAACAGACCACCUGGACUCAGACUCAGGGGACACCGCCCAGGAGUCCACUGGGAGAUAGACUUUACUGAAGUUAAACCCGGCAUGUAUGGUUACCGGUAUUUAUUAGUUUUUGUAGACACCUUUUCAGGAUGGGUCGAGGCUUUCCCUACAAGGAAGGAAACAGCACAGACAGUUGUCAAGAAACUUUUUGAAGAAAUUUUUCCCCGGUACGGACUACCUAAGGUAAUCGGGACUGACAAUGGGCCUGCCUUCGUCUCCCAGGUAAGUCAGUUGGUGGCCAAGUUACUGGGGAUCGAUUGGAAAUUACAUUGUGCUUAUAGACCCCAGAGUUCAGGCCAGGUAGAAAGAAUGAAUAGAACAAUUAAGGAGGCUUUGGCAAAAUUAACGCUUGAAGCUGGCGCUAGGGACUGGGUUCAGCUCCUGCCCCUAGCAUUAUACCGGGCCAGGAAUACCCCAGGACCACAUGGAUUAACCCCUUUUGAGAUCCUGUAUGGAGGCCCUCCUCCAGCCAUAACUUUCUUUGAUUCUGAUAUCACUGACGAUGCCACCUCCCCCACCUUACAGGCCCACUUGCAGGCCCUGCAGUUGGUGCAGCAAGAAAUCUGGAAGCCCCUGGCAGCUGCCUACCAGGACUCAGAUCGGGUUCCUGUCACCCCUCACCCCUUCAAGAUAGGUGACAGCGUUUGGGUCCGGAGACAUCAGACAAAAACUUUGGAACCACGGUGGAAAGGUCCAUACACUGUACUCCUCACAACCCCAACUGCUCUGAAGGUGGACGGAAUUGCUGCCUGGAUCCACGCAUCGCACGUCAAAGCAGCCCAGCCGGAGCACCUCAUCGACAGUCCGGAUCCAGGAUCACCAUGGAUCCAAAACCCACUAAAGACUUGUCAGGGCUUAAUAUUGAUCACAACCCUGGCCCUCCUUGCCCUAGAUGCCAGGGUCUCGGGGAGCCCUCACAUACCAAAAAAACUUACUUGGCAAGUGUUCUCCCAGUCAGGGGACAUGGUCUGGUCUGUCACUGGCCUUCACCCUCCUGGGGCCUGGUGGCCUAGUCUUAGCCCUGAUUUUUGCCAGCUGGCUGCGGCGCUUGAGACAUGGGACAUAGCUGCUUUUAAAUAUGAUCAGCUAACACUUAAUAUGGAACCAACCUCAGGAGGCGAUGGGGUAGAAGGCUGUUCCAAUCUUAUUAGGCGAUGUCUUCUUGCUCCACUUGAUUUUUAUGUCUGCCCCCGGGAUGGGAGAGAUCAGGCUACUGCCCACCGAUGUGGAGGCCCUAGGGAAUAUUUUUGUGCUGCCUGGGGAUGUGAAACCACAGGUGAUGCGUAUUGGAACCCAUCCUCCUCCUGGGAUAAGAUUAUAGUCCGCCAUGGAUGGAAAAAGCCCCCCCUUGGAAAAAUACUAAAAACAGGGGACUGCAGGCAUGGAACAGGUGAAUGGUCCUGCACCUCGGGAUACUGUUUACCCCUUAACAUUUCUUUUACUCCCAAAGGAAAGCAGGAUUAUCAAAGCUGGAUAAAGGGACAUACGUGGGGCCUACGAUGGUAUAUGGGAGGAGAGAAUAGAGGAUUAAUCUUUAAGGUACACCUAAAAAUAGAUCAAAAUCAUGCCCCUGUCAGACCUAACUCCAUCCCACCCGAGAAAAAGGGACUCCUCCGGAUUGGACCCAGGCAGCAGCUAUCAAAACUACCCAAGCCUCCCCGAAGUCAGGUGCAGCUUGAUACGGCUUGGCAGCUGCAGGCUGGGGCUAUAGCAUUACACUCGAUGGGUAUAAAUCCAGCUUCUGGGAUGUGGUGGUCCCUGAUCUCUCUUUCUUGCCUGCUGACACUGGCAAAUGCCCACGAUGAGGAAUAUCAUCCUAUUAUCCCAAGAAAAAAACCUAAGACCCCCCGAGCUGCAACAAUGCCCCCUGCUGUCUUUAUAAUUAAUACAGAAGGGACCACCUCGCCUCCUAAUACUGGGGAGAGAUUGUACGAUCUGAUAGAGGGAGCAUACUCGGCCAUUAACUCCACUCAGCCGGAGUUAACACAAGCCUGCUGGCUCUGCCUGGCCCCUAGUCCCCCUUAUUAUGAAGGAAUAGCCAUAACUGGAAAUAUAACUUAUGCUAAUAGCAUCCCAGAGGUCUGCAAGCAUCAGAACAUACACAAGUUAACCCUCCCUCAAAUAGAAGGACAAGGAACAUGCUUAGGAACUGUUCCCCAAGCCUAUCAGCCUUUUUGUAACCACACACUGACACUCCCCAAAGGAAACUAUUACCUGCUCCCCCCUCCAGGGACAUGGUGGGCUUGUAAUUCGGGCCUAACUCCGUGUGUGUCAACCCAGGUCUUUGACCAAAUUGCAGACUAUUGUAUACUGGCACAGAUACUGCCCCACGUUAUCUAUCAUGCCCCGGAGACUGUUAUGGACUUUUAUGAAGGCAGUUCCCGCUCCAAAAGGGAACCCAUUACGUUGACCUUGGCUAUGCUGCUGGGGAUAGGAGGGGUUGCUGCAGGAAUAGGAACAGGGGCUGCUGCACUGGUACAAGGCAACAAGCUGGCCUACCUUCAGGACAUCGUUAGUGCAGAUUUGCAGGCCCUUGAAAACUCCAUCUCCCUGUUAGAAAACUCUCUUACUUCCCUGUCUGAAGUGGUUCUACAAAACAGGAGGGGACUAGAUCUGCUAUUCCUUAAAGAAGGGGGCUUAUGUGCGGCUCUCAAGGAAGAAUGUUGUUUCUAUGCAGAUCAUUCUGGUCAUCCAGGAUUCCAUGGCUAA